AUGUGGCCAAUUUUUUUGAUCCUGCUGCUGCUGGUCGUGGCGACAAAUUCCGUGCUGGCCAAGCGCCAAUGGCAGAACAAGCGUCUCAAAAGCUUAUCGCCCGCACAAAUGCUCAAGGAAUAUACACAAUCCAUGACUAACAAUGUGAGCUCCACGGAAGUGCUGGAUGCCAGCAUUGUAUCCUGGACUGGUGCCCAAAUAAUGCACUCGAAACAACAACAAAAACAACAGAAACAACACCUACAACGUCUGGAACAAUUGGGCGGGCAAACGCGUCGACGCAAAACCAAAAGUGGCCUAUUGAUCGAAAGUAACAUUGCCGAGGAGGAGUUGGCCAACAACAAAUUGCCAAAGAAAUUCACGCAACGGCGACGCAAGGGACGCUUGCAACGCACUGGAGGCGGCGCAGGCAACGGGGGAGGAGGAGGAGGAGCAUUACGUUUGCUCGAUGUGAGUGCGAAUAGUGUGACCGUCGGCGCUCUUUAUCCCCCGCUCUUCAAUGUGGCAGCACGCGCGUCAAUUAGCGUGAAUGCUACCUGUGGCCAGAACGGUGCUGAGGAAUACUGCAAGUUAGUCGACGCCUAUCCGCAUCGGAAUUCGUCCAAGCAAUGCAGCAUUUGCAAUGCCCAUUCGUCAGAUCGGGCCAAACAACGACCCAUCGAGUCUCUCAUCUCGAACUCGAAUUUGGAAGGGUGGUGGCAGAGUCCAACUCUUCAGGGUGGCCGACAAUUCGAAUAUGUGACCAUCACUUUGGAUUUGAAGCAGACCUACCAGGUGUUCCUCAUCAUGCUGAAGUCGGCCAACUCGCCACGUCCCGCCUCCUGGAUACUGGAAAAGUCCGUAGACGGCGUUAACUACGAGCCCUGGCAGUAUUUUGGCCUCAGCGAUGCCGAUUGUCGACGUCGCUACAAUCUGGCCGGCCAGAAUGGCAAAUAUGAGUUCCAAAACGAUACAGAAAUCAUCUGCAGCACACAGUUCUCCAAGCCGUUGCCGUUGGAGAAUGGCGAACUGCAUGUGUCGCUGGUCAAGAACCGACCUGGAGCUAUUGAGCAGAGUGAAGGGCUGUUGCGAUUCAUAACAGCGCGAUUUAUUCGCAUACGCCUGCAGGGCAUGCACUCGACGGCUAAUUUGGACAACAGUGUGGAUUGGUUGCUCGAUGCUCAGUCGCUGGAGAAGCGCAGUUUCUAUUCGCUCAAGCAGGUGCGAGUGGGUGCUCGUUUGGACUGCCAUGGUCAUGCGAAUCGUGUCCAGGAGUUUGCCGGGAACUUCACGACAACAACAACCAGCCACCUGCAGUGCCUAUGCCAGCAUAAUACCUGUGGAGAUCAGUGCGAAGAAUGCUGUCCACUGUUUCAGGAUCGGGCGUAUCGCACGGCCAGCAGACGGGAGGCGAACGAGUGCGAAAUAUGCCAGUGCAAUGGGCAUGCGGAGAAAUGCAGCUACGACGAGUUCCUGGAGCAGGGAAUCUGCGUGGAUUGCCGCAACAAUACUGCCGGCAACGAGUGCGAGUUCUGUGCGAGCGGCUACUACAGGGAAGUGGCUGCGCAGACCACAGAUCCCUGCCUGCCCUGCGCCUGCAAUGUCCAGCGCUCCACUGGCACCUGUGACCCACGAGGCGGCAAUUGCCAGUGCCUGGAGGGAUUCCAGGGCGCCCGGUGCGAGGAGUGCGCUCCGGGCUAUUAUGGCGACGAUUGUCGGCGUUGUGAGUGCGAUUCGCGCGGCACCAUUGCCGGCAGCGAGUGUGCAGGAACUUGCGAGUGCAAGACGCAUGUGCGCGGAGAAACGUGCGGGGAAUGCGCGCCAGGAUUUUACGAUUUGAGCGCCAAUAAUGACGAGGGCUGCACGCGCUGCUGGUGCUCCGAUGUGUCGGAGAGUUGUCACAGCGCCCAGCUUCAAACGCUAGCAUUCGAAACGCUGAACGACUGGAAGCUCACGGAUAUACAACGCACACAAGCAGUCGCCGUCAGUGUGGACGCGGAAACAAAUCGUUUGAAUUUCGUCAACGAAUUGGACGAAGUGGAGGCGAUCUAUUGGCAGGCGCCUGCUGGCUAUUUGGGAAAUCGUCUGACCAGCUACGGAGCUCGCCUCUCCCUGCAGGUGGCAUGGGUGAUCAUGCGUGGCGAUACGUCGGGGAAACCCACCACGGGACCCAAUCUAAUACUCUGCGGUCGCAAUGGCCUAAAAAUUGCCUAUGCCGAUGAAUCCUUCGAGGGCGGGACGGCCGCCUUGAAUGUGACGCUCACGGAGAAGGGCUGGUAUCAUGUACCGCCGGCUGUGCGCGACAUAAAGACGCGUCUGCGUCGCACUGAAAGCGGUGCCUAUCACGGCGAAGCGGUUACACGCUCCCAAUUCCUGUCGGUGCUGGUCUCGUUGGAUGCCCUACUCAUUCGCGCUGCCUACCACACCGAUCAGGUGGAGACGUCGCUGGAGCGUGCCGUCAUCUAUUCGGGUGGUGUGGAGUUGGGCGCCCAUGCCAGCACCCAGGUCGAGCAGUGCAUUUGUCCGCCCGGAUACACGGGCUUGUCGUGCGAGGGCUGCGCCUUUGGCUACAAGCGGACCUACGAGAACUCUACGAACCAUCAGCUGCUCGGCAAAUGCAUUCCCUGUCCCUGCAACGGACACUCCAACUCCUGUGACCUUCAAAGCGGCAACUGUGGCGACUGCAUGCACAACACAUUCGGAGAGCGCUGCGAGCGUUGCCAGCUCGGCUUCUAUGGCAACCCAUUGCAGGGCACACCCCAUGACUGUAAAAGGUGUGCCUGCCCGCUGCUGGAGGACUCCAAUAACUUCUCGCCCAGCUGCCAGCUCAAGACCUACAGCUACGUCGACCUUAAUCCACAAUUCGAGCUCAUCGAACAUGCCGAAUAUAUAUGCACACAAUGUCCGGAGGGCUAUACCGGCGACCACUGCCAAGUGUGCGACGAUGGCUACUUUGGGGAUCCCCUGGAGUUGGGCAGCGUGUGCCAGCGCUGUGACUGCGAUGGCGGACCCUGCAACAUAACCACAGGCGCCUGUAUUACCUGUCGGGGCAACACUGAGGGCUGGCACUGCGAGCGUUGCAAGCUGGGCUAUUGGGGGGAUCCAGCCGUGGGCUGUGAACCUUGCGACUGCUACGCCGAUGGGGCGGAGAGUGGACUCUGCGACAGCGCCGAUGGCCAGUGUCUGUGCCGGCCACGCUUUGCGGGCCAAAAGUGCGACAUCUGCGACGCGGGCUACGCAAAUGUGGACCUCAAGUGCUUGCCCUGCAACUGUGAUGCCUUGGGAGCGGCCGCACUGGACAGCUGCGAUCCGAAUAGUGGCCAGUGUGUAUGCAAGACGGGCGUCAUUGGACUAAAGUGCCAGGAGUGUGCGGAUGGCUACUUCGGCAUGAAUGUGACGGCACAACAAUUGGAGGACUUGGCUGCACUGCGUCUGGCAUCGUUGGAUAGCGGAGAUGGCGCUGCGGAAUGGGAACUUAUUGAAAGCGAUGAUGAUGCGGAUGAUGCGGGCGCUGCGAUUGCUUGCGAGGACUGUCAGUGCAGCAGCAUUGGAUCCUUGUCGCACAUCUGUGAGAAGCGUUCGGGUCAGUGUGCUUGUCUGGCGAAUGUGACGGGAAGACGGUGCGACAAAUGCAAAUCGGGCCACUGGAACCUCACGCAUGGGGUCGGCUGUCUGGAUUGUCGGUGCGAUCCCUACGGCUCGCGCUCUCACGAAUGCAAUCCCUGGACGGGUCAGUGCGAUUGUAAGAUCGGUGUGGGUGGCCAGCGCUGCAACGAGUGCACCGAGGGCUUCUUUGGCUUCACCACCGAGGGCUGUCAACGCUGCGCCGCCUGCGCUGCCGAGGGUCAGGUGUGCGAUCCGCUGAAUGGACGCUGCAUCUGCCCGAAAUUCACGCGAGGAUUGGGCUGCGCCCAAUGCGUGCCGGGUACUUGGGGUUGGCAGGCGCGAUUGGGGUGUCGGGAGUGCGAAUGCGAUCAUGUGGGUUCGAUUGGUCAGUACUGUGCCAGCGCCAAUGGGCAGUGCCAGUGUCGCGAGGGCUAUGCGGGUCGGAGUUGCAACAGCUGUGCUGUCGGCUACUUCGGCUAUCCGGAGUGUCGACGCUGUGGCUGCGAUGCGGAGGGUUCCUUUGUGCGCACUGACGGUUUGAUUGCCUGCGAUGCCAAUGGCCAGUGUCCUUGCAAGUCGCUGGUGGUCGGUCUCAAGUGCGACACCUGCAUGCAGUCGACCUUUGGUCUGUCCGCCCUAAAUCCGGAGGGCUGUACGCGUUGCUUUUGCUUUGGACGUGCGGCCGAAUGCGAGCAGAGUGCCUUGUCCUGGGGACACAUACGAAUGUCCGAGUCGCGCAAUCUGAGUGUCCAAUACAUGAGCGCUCAGCAUGUGCCCAAUGGCGAAUAUGAAUACAUUGUGGUUGUACAAAUGGCGGGCACUCAAUCGUAUCGUGAGGAUGCCGAGAUCAGUCGACUGAACGAUUUGAACUUGGUGCCCCGCUCCACGGGAAAUGUAUCGAUUGGCGCCUUCGGUCCAUUCUAUCAGCCACUCUACUUUCAAUUGCCGCCGCAAUUCUAUGGCGAUCGCACCACCAGCUAUGGCGGCCAUUUGUACUUUACGCUCCUCACGGAGGGUGCGCACAAACCCCUCGAACGUCAGAUUCUCUCGCAAUACCCGCUGGUCCAGCUACAUGCACACACCAAGCUAGUAUUGGACUUCUACGAAUAUGAGGCCUACGAAUAUGCCCUCAAUGUAACCUACAAGGUGCCGUUGCACGAAUCCUACUGGAAACUCCAUCACAAUAACCAGGCGGUGGAUCGUGGCACCCUGAUGGCCGCACUCCAAAAUGUCAAGCACAUCUUUGUGCGUGCUUUUGCCUUUGCGGACUUUACGCAAGUUGUAAUACAAAAUGUGCAUAUGGAUGCGGCCAUUUAUAUACAAGGCUCCACAAAUUUGAUAGCCAAGGGUGUGGAGCAAUGCAAGUGCCCCAAGCGCUACGACGGUCUUAGCUGUCAGGAUCCGGGACGCUCCUUCUACAGAUGGCGCAACGUCUCCGAAAUCGAGACUGUCUUCAUUGAGGAUCUCAUUGGACGAGCCGCGCCCUGCCACUGCAAUGGUCGUAGCACGGACUGUGAUCGCGAAUCAGGCGUUUGUUUGAAUUGUCGGAGCAACAGCGGCGGCUCCCACUGCGAGCAAUGCGCCGAGGGCUUCUAUGGGGAUCCAAACUCCCCGCAUGGCUGCCAGGCCUGUCCCUGUCCGGAAACCAAUCGAAAUUUCGCCCGCGGCUGCAAUGUCUGGGAUGGGGAAGUGAGCUGUGUGUGCAAGCCCGGCUACACGGGACGUCUAUGUGAGCGCUGUCGUCUCGGCUACUUUGGUCAGCCCAUGGCUUAUCCGAACAGUAGCUGCCAGGCCUGCAAUUGCAAUCCGGAUGGCAUAAGCGCCGAGGGUUGCGAUGCCGAGACGGGGCAAUGCCAGUGUCGCGAGGGAGUCACAGGACUUAAAUGCGACAAGUGUGUAGCGCCGCGUCAUCAUCUGCUGGACAACGGUUGCAAGCUUUGCGACAACUGCACUCUCCUGCUGCUGGACUAUGUGGAACUGGUGGGUCGCAAGCUGCGUCGUGGUCUGCACAACAUGGACCUGACGGGCAUUCCCGCACCCUACCUGAUGGUGGAGCAUUACGAGAAGGCCUACGACACUUGGCGGGCACGUCAGCAGAAUUUUGCGCAGGCUCGCCAGCUACUUAUUAGUUAUGAUGCGGCAGGGCUGCUCAAAAUAGACGCCCAUGCCGAGAACAACAAGUAUCAGUGGCGCAAGGCGGUGGCUACGAUUGGCAAGCGUCAGCAUGCCAUUGAGGCCAUGAAGGAUGAGGCUAAUGUCCUGCGGCGCGAUGUGGGCACAUUGCACGCGGACAUUGUGCAAACGCUCGAGGAUUUGGACAGCUAUGGACAGGGAGCCCAGCACUUGAGCUUAUCCACAGCCCUCAAGCAAGCACGCUUCUAUCUGGAGUCCAUUCGACAGCACGAGCAGCUGGUCAAGCACAUACGCAACACCAACGACUGCGCCUGGCAGCACUUCUAUCGCUUUGGCAAUGCUUCCGAUGCAGCUUUCGAUCAGCAGGCUCGCCUGGAAAUGUUCUCCCGUCACCUGAAUCAGACGAACUUUCGCCUGUCAGACAUGCAACUGCAUCUGGAUCGCACAUUAGAUGUGGAGAACGAGGCCGACGAUGUCCUGGAGCAUGUACGCAACCUUAAUAGUCAUGUGGCUGAGCAGCAUGCGGAGAUUCGAGAACUGAGUGCGCAAGCCGAACAGCAACUAAAUGCCAGCUAUGCCCAACUUGCCGAGGAACUACUGGAUACGAACUCGCAACAUGAGGAGUUUCUCAUUGAGCAGCUGAAUGUAUUGAAUAGCAGAGGAGCCGUAUUGAAUACCACACUGGACGCUCAAUCGAAGCUGCAUCGUGAGGUGCGCAAGCAUUGGCUGCCGAAGGCCGAGAAGCAUGCCAACCAUUUGAUGGAACGCUCCAAUGAGUACGCACGUCAAUUCCAGCCGACGCGGAAUGGGGCACGCAUUGCCAUGCUAGCCAGUUCCGCACAUAAAAACAUUUCCUUGGCCAUUGACGCUGCUCGCCAGGCCUCGCUAGAGGCUAAGGAGCGUGUCUAUACAGCACAGGCAACGCUUUAUCCCAGCGAUGGCAGCUCCAUGAUCGAGCGAGCCAAGCACUCGCUGCACAGAUCCAAGCAGCUGCAAAAUGAGGCGCUGCAGCAAAUGCAGCAAUCCACGGUUCUCAAAGGACAACUACGGCAUCAGGAGCAAAAGGUUGAACGCAUCAAGUCGACUAUAUUCGAUUCAGGUCUCCGAACGAACAAUAUUAGCAGUCAUUUGCAUGGUCUGGCGACCACGUCGGCUCGUCGCAAUGCCAUCGACAGCCUCGAAAUGUCCAACAAGGUUAGCGAGGAAAUGCGUGCGGAGUUGAGAAAGGCGCGCGAAAUGCAAAAAUCAAUACAGAAGUUGCGUAAAUCUUUUGCAAUACUCGAGCCCGACUGGGAAAUCAAACUGGGCAUGGCCGAGGAGAACAUAUCCCUGACCAAGACGAAUUUACGCAUCGCUAAUGUGUCGCUCACUUACAUCGAGGAGCAGGCACGCAAGGAGCAGGAAGUUUUCGAAGUUUGGAACAACACGAUGGCUAAGCAAUUACAGGAACUGAGAGAUACUAUUGCCAAGGCCAAGCAUGCCGCACAGGGGAUCGACGUCUCGUUGGAAUCGUUGGGUCCUAAGUGUAUACGGUCCUAUCUACCCACAUCCUAUGGUCUGACCACCUCAAAUACUCUUAAAAUAAGCUUCGCCUUAUCCAAUCACAUGGGCAACUCCCCUCUGCUUUAUGUGGAAGGAAGUGAUGGUCGCUUUAUCUCGGUGGAGUUGUACAAACGUCAUGUGCGUCUCGUUUGGUAUCUCGGCGGUACUACGGCGACGAUUACGCAUCCGCUGGAGGUGCAAACACGAGAUCCCAAAUACGAUGAUGCCUGGUACCAUGUGGAAGCAAACCGCACGCUAAAUUUGGGUAGCCUGCUAGUGCAGAGGAUGAAUAACUAUGGAGCUCUCACAGCGUCUACUCCAAAGAGUGGCUCUACAGAUGCCGAGCAUACGCGAUUCUUCCAAUCGCGAAAUGAGCGCAUCACACUGGGUCGCUACGCCUCCAAAGAUCUGCAGUUAACGCCUGGCAUGAAUGUCGUUGUGCACCAUAUCGAGGUGGACAACAAACGUCUGGGCCUGUGGAACUUUGUUUCUAGCGAGGGUCGUUGUGGCGGUGCUAUGAUUGGGGCCGUAGAAUCGUCCGCCUCUUCGGUGGCACGUCACUUCAACGGCCUAGGCUAUGCGGAGCUACGAAAGACCCGUCCACGGCCAUACCGAAGGAACAUAUUUGCACUGCAAAUGACUUUCCGUACACUGGACGAGAAUGCGUUACUCUUCCUGGCGGUGGAUGAUAAAAAUAACCGUUCGGUUUCUGUAACGCUUAGUCGUGGCCGCAUUAUGUUCCGCAUUGAUUAUGGCGAAGAGUCCAAGCUGGAAAUCAACACAACCAAGAAGUAUAAUACCGGGCAAUGGGUCAAAAUUGAGGCCGCACGUGAAUUCUCUAUGCGGCGUAGUACCGAGAACGGCAUUUUACGUGUGAAUAAUGAACGCGCUAUUUCGGGGGCCCCCACACUACCCAUAAAGAGUCACAUGCAGCCGGAUUUGUCGAGGGCUCUGUACUACCUAGGCGGUGUACCACCAGGUUUCACAUCAGGCUCCACGAAAGCCCCUGGUGCUGAUAACCCCUUCAUGGGCUGCAUGAUGGAUGUGCAGGUGGAUGGCGAAACAUACGAUCCGCUCGAAAGUUCCAUAUACUUUGGCAUUGAGUCGGCCUGCAAGACUAUGAUAACCAAAGCUGGAUUCACGGGCAAUGGAUAUCUGGAGCUGCCAUCGCAAACACUACGCAAGCGCGCCAAUAUGGGUCUGGUUUUCCGAACCCAGCAGCCCGAUUGCUUGUUGCUGCUUUCCGCCUACCCUCCAGAGGUGCUCGCCGACUACGAUGAGAAGGAUAUCAGGGGCAACUACUCCAUUAGCCUGGUCGAUGGUCAGCUGCAAGUGUGGCUCCAUACGGGUCGCAGUUUCGUCAAGAUGUUCUCGAACAGCAGCCAACUGAACGAUGGCGAACUGCAUGUCAUUAACUUGAUUAAAACGGGUCGCAAACUGGAGCUAAUGGUCGACGAUGAGCUGCAAGAUGUGCGCAGCCUAAGCGGCACACCAACAGUGAUUGGCAUGCCUCGCGAUGCGGGUGGCCUGUACAUUGGUGGAGCGCCACCGCAUGAGAUAUUUACCCCGUUGGCGCCCACUUUUAUAAAACUGGAGGGGGCAGUGCGCGAUGUCGUCUUCAAUAAUCGCACCAUUAACUUCAAUGAUGCGUUGGCCGUGACGAACGUGCAGAUCGGACGCAAUGGACCCUUGAUGGGGAGCAGCUUGAAGGGCGACCUCUAUGAUGUGCUAUUGAAGACGGAACCAAUACUUACCAAUAGUUUUACACCCUUGCCGGAGGGUUGCAAACGGAUCGGCAGCUACUCCUACGAGCCGAAUGCGUUCAAAUUCGGCGACGAUAUGUACAGUUAUUCGCAACUAAAGCUACCGGAACGUCACUAUUGGCAGCGCAACUUUCAUCUGAGCUUCGACUUCCGCUCCUUCUAUCCCAAUGGCAUGAUCUUCCUGUCGCCCGGCAGCAAGGAGAAGCACAAACACUAUGUGGCCCUGCUGCUCAAGGAUGGCCAGCUGGUGCUCAUAGUGCGCGGACGUCGACGGGAGGAGCUCCAACUGACCGCCAAGCUCAACGAUGGGGAGUGGCACAGGGUGACCGUCAGCUGCCACGAUCGCAAGGUGACCAUGUCUGUAGAAAUCGGACGCACGGAUCAGAAGACUUCGGCACAGAUGAAGGUGCCGAAGAAAAUCGGAGCCUCCCAGGUGCUGCUGGUCGGUGGACUGCCACAGGCGCCGGUCAAAGUGCCCUCCGAGCUGUUUCUGCGCCUGGACCCGUUCAAGGGCUGCCUUCGACGAGUCGCCAUCAACAAUAACACCCAGGAUCUGGCGCGUCCCGGCAAGCACUCGAAUGUGGGACAGUGUUUUCCAACAGUGGAGCGGGGCAGCUAUUUUCCGGGCGAUGCCUACGCCAUCUACAAGAAAAGCUUCCAUGUGGGCAAAUAUUUGGAAUUGGAAAUGGAAUUUCGCACCUCGGAGCUAUCGGGCAUAUUGCUAAGUAUUUCCGAGCCCACUGGCUUUCCAGCACUAUCGCUGGAGCUUAACAAUGGCCAUAUUAUUUUCUCCUGCGAUUUGGGCGAUGGCGUACCAUUUAGGGUGCAAUCUGUGCUGCCCAGCAAAUACGCGCUCUGCGACAACAAGUGGCAUAAUAUAUCGGCGCUCUAUGACUAUAAGCAGAUCGCUUUGAGAAUCGAUCAAUUGCCUGCCACGAUCGCCGAAACAGCUCAGAGUAAUCCCGGGAAGGUGCAAACGCGAUCACCGCUCUAUAUAGGCGGCUUGCCGGAUAUAGCACCAAGUGGAUGUCUGCUCUCUCGGGAGAACUUUAAGGGCUGCAUACGCAACGUUUCCAUACGCAACGAACGGAGGGACUGGAUCGAAAUGGACGAUCUACAUAAUGUGCUGCUCAGCGAAUGUCUGAUCGCCAAUGAGGAUAACUGAUCCGGUCGUUCUGAGCGUUAUGGUUCCUGUUGAUGCCACACCAAAACUUUUCCAAAAUGCAUUGUGAUCAAAAAUGAGUUUUAUAGCCAUAGGGAUUAGCUUAAGCCAACGUCCAGUAAUUAGAAAAGUGCAAGCAUAACACUGCCAUAUAAG
Scaptodrosophila lebanonensis is the source of this 10341-nucleotide messenger RNA. RefSeq names its product laminin subunit alpha-1 (gene wb). Gene Ontology annotation, biological process: intracellular protein transport; axon guidance. Gene Ontology annotation, molecular function: small GTPase binding. The transcript has 19 exons. The record is from RefSeq and is a predicted model, not a curated record. Bases 1 to 10188 code for a protein of 3395 amino acids. NCBI's taxonomy places the organism in Eukaryota, Metazoa, Arthropoda, Insecta, Diptera, Drosophilidae. Gene Ontology annotation, cellular component: basement membrane.